AUGAGGCAUACGACGACCCCGGAGGUUACAGCUCCAUCUCCUCCUUCUCCCCGCCCAUUUCCAUUCUGUCGUCAUUUUCAAUUGAAAGAAUUUCUUCCACAGCAGCAGCAGCAACGGCAAAGUCAAGAAAGAGGUGAAGGAUAUUUGAAGAAAAUAGGGCCACCAGCCAACGACCUUUUGGUCAACAACGCAUCGAAGACCGGGAUGGGACGGGGAUGGAUGGGUGGGGUUCGUCCAUGCUGCUCCAACGACGACUCCAAGUGUUCCCAUCACACUUUCGCCUUCUUAGAACGUCAUCAACUACCAUCAUUAAUAUUUCCAUUACUUUCAUCAUUAAUCCAUCCUAUGGAUUUGACCAAAUAUUCCACUAUCAGCAUACAACACCGUCAUCAUCAUCAACAACAACAACUGGACCUAAAUUCUCAAAUGUCAAAUUUAGCUUCAACAAAUAUAAGCAAUACUUCACAUAACAUAAGCAUUAGCCAAUGUUCGAUGCUUCCUUCUGCUUCAGCUAUUAAGCCUUUGCCAUCAACAUCUUCUACAACAACGACAACAAUGAUUACUACCACUGAGGAUUUAGUUCAGAAAAACUCUCAGUUGCCUGCAGAAAAUAACUCUACUUCUAGCCUGGUACAAUUAUUGACUUCACCAAAAACUACGGUUCUACAUCGACCAACCCCGAUACAUCCCAUUGCUUCACGUUUAUUCACCUUAACUACAAAAACUCCUCCAUUGGAAACAAGCCUAGAAGUACCAUUGGAUCUCAGUCAAUCGACAACUACUCGACAACAACCGCUUAUUAAUAAAACACAGCAACAGCAAGAACUAAAAUUUCUGCCAACCUGUGCAAAUCCAAGUUUAAACUCCAAUUGGAUUGCAAUUAAAUUUGGUGCUGCCGUUGGACCAAAUCGAAUGUCUUAUCCACGGGAAUUUAAGCUCAUGGUUAUUAAUUAUUAUUAUACUAAUGGACAGAACAAAUAUCGCACCUGCAAAGAAUUUCAAAUAACAAAAUCAAUGCUUAAUGGAUGGCUACAAAAAAUUGACAAAAUUCGACAGUCUAGGCCUGGCUCGCUAAAAUCUGGCCGUAGCGGGCGAAAACCGCAAUUUCCUGAUAUUGAAAAACAAUUAUUUCAUCUCUAUCAUGCACAUUUGGGAACUGGAAAAAAGGUUGGAAAUCGAUGGAUUCGGGAAACAGCCAGAAAUCUCGCUCAGCAACAAUGUUCAGAGCAGGAACUGGCCGGAAUGUGUCAGUUUAGUGAGCGAUGGUUAAGUAAUUUCAAGAAACGAUACAGAAUCAACUUGAACCGUGAUUGGUCUUCUGGUAAUAGUAGUUCCGGAAGUUUAGGUUCCACAGAAUCUGUUGGAUCCGGUAAUAGUGCCACAGAUUCCAUACAGCAAUCACCUGCCAAAUCUGAUGAAGCAGCAGAAAAUGAGAGUAUGGAUUCAGAUGCUGAUAGUGUUCUUAGCGAUAGCUUGGAAGCUCUUAUCGAUGUUGAUGAUCAAAUGAGUCCAAACAAUCCACUAACCAUGCUUGCAUCUGGAACAUUUCCAACAGCUCAAGAACAUGUUCAAGAAAUUUUGAACAAACCAGGUCAAUUGCCAAUUCAAGCAUUCUAUGAGAGAUUUCCAUGGUUAUGUAGGAAAAAUCAAACGGGUACAGAACCGGGCCGCAGAGGUCGUAAAGUUCAAUUUCCAGGUGUUGAAAAAGUUUUAUUCGAGAGAUUACAAGAGCAGCAAUCAAAAGGUGAACGAAUUUCAAAUCGUUGGCUUCAACAGCAAGCCCGUGAACUUGCGUUGCAAAUUUGUCCUGAAGUAUUACAAGAAGCGACAAAAUCUGCUCGUUGCUUAUUUUCCGAGCAUUGGUUGCAUAAUUUUAAAAAACGUUAUGGAGUAACAUUGAAACAAACGAAUCGAAAUGCUAUCAAUUCUUUAAAAACCGCAGAAAUUUCGCCACCCGCAACUAUCGUGUCUCAGUGUGACUCUAUCUUGACAGGUGACAAAAAUCCCAUCUCAUCGACCAGCGAUACAACAGCAAAACCUGUAACAGAUAUUACCGCAAUGUUACAGCUUCAAAAUUGGUUUCUUGCGAAAUAUUACUCUCAGGAACAAGCAGCGAAUGCGCAAUCAGUAACAACACCAUUACCGCAAUCAUCGUAUCGCAACAUUACAAUACCCGCGUCAUCUGCGCCUUUGUGGUAUCCCACGCCGUUAACGCAAUGUUUGCUUUAA
Messenger RNA from Acanthocheilonema viteae, 2229 nucleotides. NCBI's taxonomy places the organism in Eukaryota, Metazoa, Nematoda, Chromadorea, Rhabditida, Onchocercidae. The record is from the annotation of a GenBank genome assembly.